GUAUGUAGUGUGCGCUGUCAUGUCAGCUGAGUGAUUAUUGAGUUGAGCAAUGGUGGUGUUUUUACAUUUUCGAGAGCUAAAAUUAUAAACAGCCCAUCGAACUGGUGUAAUUUCCUUUUAAGUGUUUGUUAAUUAUUUACGUGAUGAAUAGAAAUACGUGUUUAUGCAUUAUAUUUUAAUAUUUAACAAUGCUUUAAGGAGUAUUUCGGAGGAUUCUGGACUGCGGUCCAUGGAUACACGGGAUUAAUGCAAGCGGUAGUUACACUACGGUGUAUUGUAUUUUAGCUGUGAAGAUUGAAAACAUACCGCCACCAUGCUGUAUGUUUUCCAUGUCGAUGCUGGUCAAAUGACCACGUACGACAUGGGUCUAACGUUGCAGAAUGUGUCUUCACUUAAACUAGCUAUUGAGAGAAAGACCAAAGUCCCGGCCAACUCAUUGGUUCUACUAGUGAGUGGUGGAGAGGUUCUCCAAUCGGACCACAUGGUGUCCUCAUACAGUGCUGGCACAGACACAAACCCUAUAUACAUGUUCAGCAAACCGUCAGUGAAGGAGAGCCAUUUGAACCAGUCCAUGUGCGAUUUAAGCCCAAUAGUGGAGUUAAGUACUGGAGAGUUCUCCAUUGAGAGCCGUAGUGCUUUCGAUGGUAAAUCUGUGGCGGAGUUAAAGGCUGCUGUAGAGAAGUGUUGCUCGCUGCAGCCAAAUGUGUAUACUGUGAUAUCGUGCGCGUCUCUAGCGCAACAGUUCAGUGACCUCGCACUUGAGGUGUCCAGCAGUUGCGAUCAGCUGGUGCAUGAACAGCAUUUGCAACAUCAGGGCUGGGCGGCGGUGGUUGCUAACUUAGAAGACAUAUUCAACGAAUUCUGUGAGAGGUCGAGGAAUUUUAAAGAAUCAUUCAGAAAGCACCGGCUAAAAAAGGAGGAGUAUCAUGAAAAGUUGACUGGGCUCAACGAAGUUUUAGAAUCUCUAGGCAAGAUCCCGAUACUGCCAGCACUCCAAUUAAAUGCCGAAGCUCAUAGGUUCUCGGCUUUUGAUGUCUUCGAGGACACGGAAUUCGAGGGUCCUCACUACAGGAUCACACAUCCCCUGGACAAUAGUUCAGAGAAUAAGCCCAGCGACUUCGGCGUCGAAGCGUUCAAACUGUCCGACGAGGAUGUAUUCGAUCAGAGGCAGUCAGGCUCAGGGAAUGAAGCAGCAUCGUCAUCAGAGCCAGUUCCCCUCGUCGAGGAGUCUGAUGAAGGAGUCACGUUCAAGGCGCAGUCCUAUGAGAACAAGGAGGAACCUUCCCUGCUGCACUGGAUCCUGGCGCAGGGAAACAAAGCCUCCUUGCAGGAUAUCUUAGAUUACUGUCAGAAAGGGUUGGCUUUAGUAAGUAUUUUAGAUGCGGACCCGCUGAAGGAGCGUGAGGCAGAAUUAUACCAUAUACUGGAGUAUGCCAAUAUGCAUGGCCUCAAGCACAUUAAAGGCAUUGAAGAGAGACUGUAUGGCUUGGACCAGCUGCUGAACGAUGUGAAGAAACUGGAGCGAGAUCAGCGCGACCAGGCUGCGUCGCUUAUACAGUGCCGCGAGCGAUUAAACACAGCAUGCGAUCCAUCCGUCCUGCCGACCCUGGUGCAGUCGCACUGGUGUCAGCUGAAGAAGUUGCUGAAGGGACAUCAGAUGCUCAUCGACAUCAGGCGGCGCAUCGCCAAGUCUAAGGACGAACUAUCACACAUAUUGAAGGCGAGAUUGGAGGCGGUCCUAAUGAUCGAGAACUCGAUGUCGGUGCAGGAUGCGCACGCGAUGUUGUCGUUCCAGUGCUUCAACCGCCUGGCGCGCUACUUCGGCAUAGUGGCGCAGUUACACCGCGCGCCCAACGUCUUCGUGCGCGCUGUCAGAGAGGUCGCACGCCGUCGUACCUUCUCACAAGCACAUCUUAAGUGGGCAGCAGAUUUAGCGGAGAAAUUGCUCAAAAUUCACGAAGAAGAGAUCAGUAGGCGACAAGAAUUCAACACUGUCUUCGAGGGUCACUUCCUGCGCAGUCUGUUCCCUGGCAUGUCUGAGCUUCCACCAACGUUUGCCACGCAGGCUCCGCCAAUAUUUGAUGCCAACCUGCCCAAGCUUACUGAGGCAGAUGUUGAUUACAUCACCCAUCAGUUUCCAGACCUCUGCGAAGAUGUGCCUAACUACGACAUGGAUUCCACCGUCCAGUUUUUCCAACAAAGAAUACGCGCCUCGGAAUAUGAAAGGAAAGAUAUUGAUACUCAGGUGGACAUGGAAAAAGACUUUGAUUCAGUAACGGAGGCCGGCGACUUCGAAAAGCUCGGCGGACAGAGUUCACAAAAACAAAGAGUAGACACGUCUACUAUUUGUGUUCCUGAAACGAUGGCUGUGUCGACGGUAACGGAGGACAAUAUGGAUACGCAUAGGAUUAAUAUGGAUAAGCUGCAAGACUUUUUGGUGAAAGUGUAUGCUGUAUGUAAGGUGAAUAUUGUGUUCAUAGUCGAAGAGUUGACAAAGUUGAAGGAGGAGGUUAACGAGCAGAAGAAGUUUAUGGCUAGUAAGUAUGUUGAGAUACUGGAGGCGUGGGAGAAGAGCAAUGUUGAGACUGCGAUCAGGUUCCGUGAGGAGACACAGAGGCUCACGGUAGACCAUGAGCUAGAACUCAGUGAUAUGAAGGCAGCUCUGAACGCGAAGGAUGAAGUUAUUUCUAGUCUCAAGACGGACACAGAGAACAUUAAAAAUUUACACCAGAAAGAGCUAGAGAGACUGGAACAGGAACACCAAGAGACUAAGAAUUUACUAGAGAAGACUCGGCAAGAGAUUCAAGCAUUCGAAAAGAAGUUAGAAGAAAUUGAAGCGCAGAAGCAGAAGGAGAUCAAAGAGUUACAAGAGAAGAUGCACAUGGAUUAUAAGGCUGAAAUUGAGUCUCUACGGUCUAGGUUCCGUUUAGUAGCUCUAACAAACAUGGACCGUUCACCAUCGGAGUCAAGUCUCGAGAAAAUAGAACGCACAGACGUCAUUGAAAUAUCGAGUCACAAUGCUAUAGUGAUGCAAACUAAGGAAAAUGCCGAGGUGGAGAAGGAAGAAGCGAUCAGAGAAGCAGUGGCCAAGGUAGAAGCGGAAUGGCGAAGCAAGAUGGAAACUGAAGUCGCUUAUAUAACUGCUAAGUACGACUCUGAAAAGCAGCUAUCGUCCUCAAUGUCUACAACUGACGUCACCCGUCGCCUCCUUACUGAGAAAGAGAGACAGAUAGAUGCGUUGCGAGAGCGAGAGGCCGCAUUGGUUCGUGAGUGUGGCAAGUACAGGGAUACUAUACAACAGUUAACCGAUCCGGAGACCAAUGACUUCGAUGCUCUACUUAAGACCCAGAUGGCGUCUCUUGAAAAUGAGAAUGAAGUCUUGAAACAACAAGUUAAGGAUUUGAAGAAGGAGUUAGAAAAGAAGGCUGAGGAAGAAAAGAGUAAAGAUGAGGACAGUGAGGGCCGGUCGUCGUCUCCGAAGCGCGAGGAGGUGUCCCGGCGCCGGUCCCGCAGCCACACGCCGUGCGGGCUGGCGGCGGGCACGCUGUCGCUGUCGGCGUGUCUGCCCGGGCACACCGUGCUCGUGCUCUGGGACCCCGCGCAUCUCAACUACACCGUGCUGCAGGAGGCAGCGAUAAUGUACUUCGUGCACAGCGAUUGCCUGCCGGCUCUAGAUCUCAGUAUCAACGUUAAGAACGAAAGUGAUCGGCGACUGUACGCGGUCGCCACUGUCGAGUCCAAGGAGUAUUGUUAUGCCAAAAAGAGCGGCAACCGCUACGGCAUGCCGCGCGGGUCCCGGUUCUACCGCGUCCGCGUCCGUCCGCCGCGCGCGGGCGCCGCGCUGCCGCCCUGCUGCGACCCCAAGCACCGCCCGGAUGCAAUGAGGGGCGGCGUGCUGCCAGUCCUCGGCGACGCCCGCCCGCUCAAGAAGUGGUUGACCUACAUGCAUGCCCCAGAUACGCAGAAGUCGGUGGACACGAGCCAGUCGACCAGCUCAGCGACGGAGGAGAUGGCUCGCGCUCCUGAAGUAGUGACGGGCACGCUCAUCAACCUGGAGUCGCCAGUGUCCUGCAGCGACCCUGUCUCCGCAGCCUCAGCGCAGACACACUCGGAAGACCAGCUCGACUCUAUUGAGGCCAGUGAGCAGUGGCAGAAUACUAGGAUGCAUCUCUCUACUAUUAGCGCUGCUACGGACAUGGAGUGCAGCGUGGGUCGGUGCGUGGGCAGCGAGCCCCUGGAGCUGACGGUGAGCGCCGUGGCGGUGCUGGCGCGCGGCGACGGCGCCCCGUCCGACCUGGCCGAGGAGGCCGAGCCCUGACACGAGCCGCGCCCGCCCCGCCGCACCCACACAUAGUACCACCACCACUACUUAAACCAAUGGAGUUGACCUUACUUCAUACUGAGAGUUGGUCUUAGCUGGCAAUUGGUCGAAGCUUAUGCACAAACGACGGGAAAUGCCAUUCGAAGUUGAUUACGGAUUCACUUAUAACCAGAAGUGAUUGCUAGUGAAGUGUACUAUCGCUCCAUUCGUUUAGUACUCACGUGCCGCCGCGCGUCAGUCGCGAUGUCGCGGUCGUGUCGGAGUUGGCUCGCUGUGUCGCGCCCGCGAGCUCUCAACGUUUCCCUUCCUCUCCUAUAUUCUACGUGUAUUUAGAAUAUAAUGUAGAAAUUACCGUGUCCGAUUCCCUCUAUUGAAGUUCGUAUCUCAAUUAGGCAGUGAUUUCUUCUCAAUAGUACAAAUUUGUUUAGUCGUGUUGAAGCUUUACGUGAUCUUAUGUUGCGAUCGUAUUCGUAUUUUAUAUUAUUCUUAUCUCUAUGAUGUGUUGUGUUAUAUUUAGUUCCUUAUACCGUUUGUUUCAUAUAGAAUCAUUUAUUUUCGUAUUGAAUACCAAACUAUGUUAGCUAUUUUAAUGUAGGAUAGUGUUAUUGGUGAUUAUCAAGUUAUAUUCUAGCACAAAAAUUAAUAUAUGUGGUAUCGCUGUGUAUUUCGUUUCAGGCUGCGUUUUGUUAACAAGUCGACAAAGAGCAUUAUUUAUGUCUAUAGCUAGAUACGUGUCUAUUAUGGUUAGAGUCACAUUCUCCUUAAGAUUCUCCUACCUUUAUAAGUACUAUCUUGAUAACUAAGUCAUAGUGAUUAUCUAGUAGGACAGUCGUUCCACUUAGGAAUUCUUCUUACAAUUUGUCGAUAGGCUUCAGCAAUGUUAAUGCUUUAAACACUCGAUCUCGCCCUUGUUUGAACUCUGGAUCCUUACCGCCCCGUACUGUAGCUUAGAUACUUGUGGUAUUAUAGUUUCGCUAGAGUGGCAUCACUCGAGCUGGCUCGAUCCGUUCGUCCUACACCCCGGUGGGAGGCAGAGAGAUGAUUAAACGAUAGUGAGGCACAGACACUUGCGUCCGAAUAUUGUUUUAGCCUUUCUAACACUGAACUAGAUUCGUUUGAAGCGCAAAUGAAGGUGUUAUUGUAUAUUUAAGAGACAUGCUUCACGUUAAAUUUGUUUGUGGCCUUAUAAUAAGGGCGGCCGCCGCGGGGCGGGCGCCGACUGCUGUGAUAGUGCGCUGCGCCGCGACCGGCGCGGACCGGACGGUUCUACGUGUACAACUGACUAAAUCGUGUGUAAUUAAUCAGUUAGGGCCUAUUGUUAAGUGUAAAAUUAAUGCGGAAAUAAUUAGCUAUACGUAUACUUGUACACGUAAAACUCUUCGAUAAUAUUCGGCUCCUGUUAGCAAUAUUCAGAAAUUCUAAAGUAUAUUUAUAACCAUGUUACAGAUUGCAGAUUUCUUUUCAAAUAGUCGAUAGUGUAAACGUUCAUAUCAGUGAAAUGAUUUUCCAAUAUAUAGAUUCACAAUAUUUAAUGUAACAAAUUAUGUUGAGACUGUAGGAGACAGUGGUCGAGUUGUUGGGGAGUCUUGCAAUAUGUGGGCACGUCGAUACUCGCUAGUCCGAUGUAGUGCAAUACUGGCCCGAUAUUGCAACACCUUGCAAUAUAUCGCAAUCGUUUGUAAAUACUUGUUUGAGAUAUCGUUAUAGGUACCCAUAAUUGUGUCGAAUUUAAUUAAGUUAUGAUAUUUCGAUAUCAGCCAAAAUUCACGAUGGAAACUGAAGGUGUGUGGUUACUGGAGUAACGCGGAAUGCUUGUGUCGUUGGAUCAGUGUGUCGCAUAGUUUUGUUUGUGCUGGACACGAAUGAACUCAUUUGCAAAGUUAGGCUUGGGUUGCGGACUGUGUGUCGUCAAAAUUAUGGUGUCAUGUAACGUGUCAUUUUGAAGGUUCUCGGAAUGUUCUGCAAAUGCAUAAUAAAAUCGUGCGAUCGCUUAAUAUGGACUAUUUUGUAGUGACCAAUUUUAUUGUUAGAAACUAAAAAUGUAAAAUUGACAAUUUUAAUGUAAUUUUUAUAUACAAUAAAUAGACCAUUUUAUACAAAA
This is a messenger RNA of Spodoptera frugiperda (fall armyworm), 6422 nucleotides long. It is a transcript of the gene Atg17, whose product is annotated as RB1-inducible coiled-coil protein 1-like. The coding region runs from base 314 to 4318 and encodes 1334 amino acids. Gene Ontology annotation, molecular function: molecular adaptor activity; protein kinase binding. Gene Ontology annotation, cellular component: Atg1/ULK1 kinase complex; extrinsic component of membrane; phagophore assembly site membrane. Gene Ontology annotation, biological process: piecemeal microautophagy of the nucleus; positive regulation of protein phosphorylation; glycophagy. The transcript is spliced from 23 exons. Lineage: Eukaryota; Metazoa; Arthropoda; Insecta; Lepidoptera; Noctuidae. The record is from RefSeq and is a predicted model, not a curated record.